GUGUCCGCCUCCGGCGCGGCGCAGAUCGCGGGCCUGUGCCUCCUCGUGGCCGCCAGCGCCUUCCUCACGUCCGUGUACCUGCUGCCGCGCUGGCUGCUGCGCCUGGUCGAGUGGAACUCGCACCCGUCCGUGCUCUGGAGCGUGCGCACCUCGUCGCGCGUGUGCUCGCUGACCAUCGACGACGCGCCGUCGCCCUCCACGCCCGCGAUCCUCGACGUGCUGCGCGAGCACCAGGUGCGCGCCACCUUCUUCAUCAUCUCGGGCCGCAUCCCGGGCAACGAGGACGUGCUGCGCCGCAUCGUGCGCGAGGGCCACGCGCUGGCCAACCACCUCACGGAGGACCGCGCCAGCAUCCUGGACGAGCUGCACGUUUUCGAGCAGAAGCUGCAGGAGUGCGACCGCGCCAUCGGCGAGUUCCAGCCCUCGCCCGACGACGAGUCGCCCGAGCCGCUCGAGACGCAGCAGCUGCUGCUAGAGGAGAUAGGCCCCGACGCAGUGCGCCCCUGGAUGCGCCCGGCUUCGGGCUGGUUCACGACGCCCAUGAGGGAGAUCACGGCGCGCCACGGCUACCGCAUCUGCCUGGGCAGCGUCUACCCGCACGACGCGCAGAUCCGCUCCGAGGCGAUGAACUCGAUGCACCUGAGAACGCGCACGAGCUGCGGCUCGGUCAUUAUUGUACACGACCGCUUGUGGACGAUCAACGUCUUGAAGACGGCGCUGCCCGAGCUCACCCGCAAGUUCACCUUCGUGAGUCUGGACGAGCUCGAGACGUACAACGAA
This is a messenger RNA of Phytophthora sojae, 780 nucleotides long. RefSeq lists its product as hypothetical. Gene Ontology annotation, biological process: carbohydrate metabolic process. Gene Ontology annotation, molecular function: hydrolase activity, acting on carbon-nitrogen (but not peptide) bonds. The record is from RefSeq and is a predicted model, not a curated record. The annotation marks the transcript as partial. The transcript has 2 exons. NCBI's taxonomy places the organism in Eukaryota, Oomycota, Peronosporomycetes, Peronosporales, Peronosporaceae. Gene Ontology annotation, cellular component: membrane.